AUGGAGGCUUCGUCUGCUCCCAACCACACGUCGGACUCGACGCCACUGAAGAAACGUCGAGCCACGACCACCACCACUUGUAGCAGAAGUAGCAGCACGGGACUUGGUUGUUUUCCGGAACCACUUGGCGUUACUUCAGACGCAGCAACCACGGAGCUCGCUCGCGGAAAAAGAGCCGGUUUCGUGCACUCAACUUCAUUUGAGAAUCCGCUGCUGGCGGUUCUGGGAGGGACGCCACGCUCUCACGCAGUGGCUAUGGCAGCUGAAGCGUCCCGUCUGUCGAAAUCUGUGACAUGUGAAGACGAAGAGAAAGGGCAGGCGACGGACAAGGAGGAGAAGGAGGUUGUGCCACGACUUUGUGAGGAACGAGAAGUGCAGGAGCCGCGUGCGGUGUCGGUGAAUGAGGCAACGCCUAGCGUUACUUCAGAUGGGCUGAUUGUCCCGUUAAGUACGGAUGUUGGUUUUGGUGGGAAGCGAAAACGUAGCGACAUGAAGCAAGACGUUGUGUUGUCGGAUUAUGUGGCGUACGCGAGAGAACACAUUCAUAAUCAAGAAGUCGGCGAGGAGGGAUUCUCGAUUGAUCCGUCGGAGCGCGCGGUGGAGCACCGCGCGAGUAAAGUCGUGCGUCGGGAGAUUUUGAUUGCCUCGCCUGCUGCGUAUGACGAAGAGGAUUGGGAUGGCAGUCGACUGCCUCAAGUCAAGAUAGACGAGGUUGAAGCGGUGCUGACGCCGUCAGAGCACUUUGACUUGCAGCCGACCGACAUUAUCUUGCACGUGUUUGCCUUCUUGGUCAACGCGAAAGACUUGCGAAACAUGUCGCAGGUGUCGAAAAAGUGGAAGGAGCUGACUAGUCGACGGUCGCUGUAUCGGUCGCUGCCGAGUGUGACAGUGGAAGGUUCUGUGAACUGGAUCAAUUUCAAGAACUUGGGGAUCAAGAAUAAGGGGACCGAGGGCACUUGUAUUAAAUGCUGUCAGCGCUCGACUGGAAAAAUCUUGGCGAUGAAAAAAGCCAGAGUCUUUCCUAAGGGAGAAGGGGUACCAUACUAUAUGCUCAGAGAGCUAGCUGUCCUAAAGGGAAUCAAGCACGAUCAUAUCGCGUCUCUCGAGCUGAUUAGCCUCGCCAAAGAUGAACUCCAUGUGUUUUUCCCUUACGUGGACAAGACGCUGCACGAAGUUAUAAAUCCGACGGGUGACCCUUCCGGUGGCCGUGUGCUGUCGGAGACCGUGAUUCGCAAGCUCCUUCACCAACUUCUGGAUGCAAUCGCGUACUGUCAUCGUCGCGGAGUGUUGCACCGUAAUCUGAAACCAAAGCAUUUGCUAAUUAAGGCAUUGGAUACUGAAACAUUGAGCGACGCUACGCUCCAGAUUUCCGAUUUUGCACUGGUCCGGGCGACGGGGAUUCCUCGGCGAACGUAUACGAUGGAGGUGGUCACAUUGUGGUAUCGUCCUCCUGAGAUACUAAUGGGAGUGCGCGGGUAUUCGUCGGCUGUCGACAUAUGGUCUGUGGGCUGCAUCUUUGCUGAGAUGGCCCAAGGGAAACCGCUGUUCACAGGCAUAUCGGAGAUUGACCAGCUGUUUCAAAUUUUCAGCAAGCUGUCAACACCGACGUCUGAGACGUGGCCCGGCUUUUCAUCCUUGCCGAAUUAUCAUUUUGAGUUCCCACAUUGGAAACGUCGACCCUUAAAUCGUCUAUUUCCCCGAAUUUCGGAUCUUGGUAUCGACCUGCUGACGAAGCUUCUCGUGUACAAUCCCGACCAACGAAUUACGGCCGAAGACGCGCUUCGGCACCCUUAUUUCUCAAACGAGGCUCGUGUGUUUCUACCACUCACACCAAAGAUUCCAAUGGACCAGAUGUGCUACACAAUGAGCCGAGCUCGGAUUGGCCCUACACCAGAGCAUGUUGAUUUGUUCCAUGCGUACUUGCGUCAGACAGAGCUAGAGUCGUGGAAAGAAAUCAAGUAUUUGAGUCGGCAGAAGACCCUUCGACCUGCACACCGGUCGAUGCUUGUCGAUUGGCUGAUUGAAGUGGUGGACGUGUUUGAGAUGUGCCUGAGAACGGCGUUCCUGGCAGUCAAUUACACCGACCGGUACUUGGAUAUCGUAAUGGUGAAAAAGACGCAGUUUCAGUUACUUGGAGCGACGUGUUUGCAUGUUGCUUCCAAGUGCGAGGAUGUGUCGUAUAUCGGUGUAGAAGAUCUUGCCAUGUGUGCCGAUAACGUAUACACAUCCGUCGAAGUGUUGGAAAUGGAAGAGAAACUGUUGAAUACGCUCAACUUUACGCUUUCGGUGCCCACUGCUUUGGACUUUCUGAACAUAUACGAGCGCAUGAUCCCGCCUAUACAGAAGAAGACAUCAAUGCUGGCGCACUACUUGCUUGAGCUGGCGUUACAAGAGUACCAGUUCUUGAAGUACUUGCCAUCCGUGGUUGCUGCAUGCUGCCUCUCGAUGGCAAUGUACACAGUGGAUGGGUUUCCGAUGACCAAGGAGCUGGUGGAUGCGUGCCAAUACAACUGGUCGAGUCUGAAGGAGUGCAUGGGCGAGCUUCAGACGCUGUACUCUAACUCACCGUCGAACAAUCUAGCGGUGAUUAAAAAACGCUAUUCGAAGGCUGAGCGGUGCCAAGUCGCAAGUGUCCUCCCGCCGACAUCGUUUAACAUGGCAUUCUAG
Messenger RNA from Peronospora matthiolae, 2667 nucleotides. The record is from the annotation of a GenBank genome assembly. NCBI's taxonomy places the organism in Eukaryota, Oomycota, Peronosporomycetes, Peronosporales, Peronosporaceae.